Molecule: messenger RNA, 1423 nt
Organism: Cuscuta campestris
Lineage: Eukaryota; Viridiplantae; Streptophyta; Magnoliopsida; Solanales; Convolvulaceae
Source: the annotation of a GenBank genome assembly
UUAGCCUACCUAGCUAGGCACGCAUCUUGAAUUUCAUUCUUUCUCCAUCAUUGGCCUGCAUCCUAGCUAGCCUAGCUUCUUCCAUCUCUCUCUACACGACUGCAUAUGAAGGAGCAAAGUAAUUGGACGCCGACGACCACAACGAGGCGGAGCGACGACAAACGAAAACUCGACUCGUGGGAGGAUCAGCAAGAUCCCGGAGGAUGCGUUUGGCCUCCGAGAUCUUACUCCUGCAGCUUCUGUGGGAGAGAGUUCAUGUCCGCCCAAGCUCUGGGCGGGCAUAUGAACGUGCACAGGAGAGAGCGAGCGAGACUGAAGCACCAGUCGUCGUCUCGAUCUCCUCUCUCGGACGAUGAAGAAAUCGGCGAGAAGAAGAGGAAGAAGAAGAGUUGUUUGGGGAAUGUGGUAGAAGAGUCGUUGGUGAUGAUGAAGGCCUAUAAUACUAAUAAUCUGAUGAUGUUUGGUUGUAUUAAGAAACCAGCUGGAAAUGAAAAGGUGUGUUUGGUUGAUAGAUUAUUAUGCCAUCGUGUUGGUCGUCGUCAUCCUCUGCAGCAGCCGGAUGGGAUCAUGGAGGAAUUGGAUCUGGAGCUAAGACUUGGCAAUAACCAUUCUCCUAAGACUUCACAGAGACUUAAUGUAUGUGAAGACAGAGUUACAUCAGUGUUGAUGAACACAUCCAACCUUCCAUUAUCUCCCAUNUCCAAUGGACCUCGUAUUCACCAACUGAAAUCUGAGUUUCAAUCUUUGCGUCAAAAGGGACAAACUGUGGUUGUCUACUAUAACCAAUUUGUGACUUUGUGGAACAAGCUAUAUGGAUCUGUUGAUCCAACGUGUGGUUGCCGGUGUGAGGCUGCGGCUUUGAUUCGGGCGCGCGAGGAACAGGAGAAGACUCAUCAUUUUUUGCUCGGGCUUGACGACGAACAGUUCGGCCACAUCUGGUCUCAGAUUAUUGCCACCGAACCUGUUCCGGACAUACACCAGGCUUAUGCACUCAUCGUUCAAGAGGAACGCCACAAGAGCAUUGUCCGUGGCCGAGAUGACCGUACGGAUGCUCUUGCCUUUGCCAUGCAACGUCCUGCUCCUACCAUGGGUCGUGGAGACCCCCCCAAUUACUCGUGCACGCAUUGUGGAAAAGAUGGACAUUCGGUGGACCGGUGUUAUCAAUUGCAUGGUUACCCGCCCGGAAAGGGGCGUGGGGGCCGCGGCACUACAUCGGGCCGUGGGGGUCGCGGCGCAGGCCGAACGCCGUCCGGCGGUAGUAGCGCCCCUGGCCGCGUGGGACUGGCCGAGGGGUAGGAUCGGCGACAGGGGGAGCAAAUGCAACCACCAAUUCCAACGCCCUAGGCCUCACACCUGAUCAGAUGACUCGGUUACUUUCCAUGCUCGACGUCUCUUCUUCCGACAAGGAUACUGGGUCUAAUGG